Molecule: messenger RNA, 1122 nt
Organism: Glycine soja
Lineage: Eukaryota; Viridiplantae; Streptophyta; Magnoliopsida; Fabales; Fabaceae
Product: pre-mRNA cleavage factor Im 25 kDa subunit 1-like
Exons: 7
Coding region: 226-891 (221 amino acids)
Cellular component (GO): mRNA cleavage factor complex
Molecular function (GO): mRNA binding
Source: RefSeq, a predicted model, not a curated record
UUAAUCCAGUGGAUAGUCGACAGGCGUUAGUUAAACGAAGCUUGUGAAGUGCCACGUUAGAGAACAGAACACUCUUCUUCUUCUCUCUGGAAGGAACAGGCUCUUCUUCACGAGAAAUUAUUACUCUCUCUACUUUAUCAUUAGCUUUUAUUUCAGUGUUUGACUUUUUGCGUUGUUGCUUCGUUGUGUGUGCACUCGGUUCUGUUUGGCGUCUGGACAAAAAACAUGGGGGAAGAAGAAGAAGAAGAAGUGAGCGUCACCGCUUUGCAUCAUCCAAACAGCGGAAACGAUGAUCAGAGCCUCGAAUUCGAUAUAUAUCCUUUGAGCAGUUACUAUUUUGGAUCCAAAGAUGCUGUUCCCUCCAAAGACCUCACCUUAGUUGAUCGUGUUCUCAGGAUGAAGUCCAACUAUGCUGCCAGUGGAAUACGAACCUGCGUGGAAGCUGUCUUACUGGUUGAAUUGUUCAAACAUCCUCAUUUGUUGCUGUUGCAAAUAAGAAAUUCCAUAUAUAAACUUCCUGGUGGCCGAUUAAGGCCAGGUGAAUCAGAUACUGAUGGGUUGAAGCGUAAGCUGGCAAGGAAGCUCUCUGUGAAUGAAGAUGGGGACGGGUCAGAAUGGGAGGUGGGUGAAUGCCUUGGAAUGUGGUGGAGGCCUGAUUUUGAAACAUUAAUGUAUCCCUUCAUUCCACCUAAUGUAAAAAAGCCAAAGGAGUGUACCAAAGUCUUCCUUGUGAAGCUGCCAGAGAGUAGAAAGUUCAUUGUGCCUACAAACAUGAGGGUGCUUGCAGUUCCGUUGUGCCAAGUUCAUGAAAAUCACAAGACAUAUGGGCAAAUUAUAUCAGGGGUCCCACAGCUGCUGUCAAAAUUCUCUUUCAACAUGAUAGAAUCUUGAUACCUGAUUGCAACCUAUUUUAUCAUCCAGGGUGAAGGGACUAAGGCUUUGCUCGUUAGAAUCCUCUCCUCAUGUCGCGUCCAGACUCCAGACACAGACUUGUAUAUAUCAUGGCUUUCUAGUUUCUAUACGAAAAAUUAUACUGUAAUGUUGAAAAUAGCUACAUGUAUCAUACUUGCAUGGUUAGUGUGAAAUUUUCUUCAGAGUAAUGGAGUUCGAUUGGUUCUUUAA